Molecule: messenger RNA, 1629 nt
Organism: Closterium sp. NIES-65
Lineage: Eukaryota; Viridiplantae; Streptophyta; Zygnematophyceae; Desmidiales; Closteriaceae
Source: the annotation of a GenBank genome assembly
AUGUCGCGCAACCUCGCCCCGUGCCCUCACCGCACGGAGCAGGCGUUUCUGUUGGCGCUGGGCUUCUCAUCGGAGCUGAAGGAGCCGUACGGCACGCCCAGGGCGCGCAGGUGGCAGGGGAUGUCAGUGGCGCAGCAGAGGCAGAUGGCGGAGCGCGUGGAGGGGGAGAGCCGGGCAGUGAGCGUGAGGGACCUGAGCGCUGUGGAGGAGGCCUCGCUGCUGCUGCAGCGCGCACAAGGCGACAAGGGCUACCGCAAUGACAGCCACAUCGCAGCAGCCAUGGACAACCGGGGGUCGCCAGCGGACAUGGCAGGGCUGCUGUGCAAGCUCACCACGGCGCGCCUGCUGCCAUGGCCGCGUGCCACUGCACUGUGCCUGCACACCAUGGCCAUGCAGGUGUAUGGGCAGCGGCGCCUGCCCUACUACUUGCCCCCCGCCUUGACAGUGCUGCACAAGACAGGGAGCAUACUCGGCACUGUGAACGCAGCAGGGAUCAUCCCAUUGCCGCGCCCACCGCCCGCCCUGCACUCCCAGCACAUGCGCCGCCAUCUCACCCGCCUGCCCUUGCUGCCCGCCGUGCAAGCCUCUCCUCGCCCCUCCUCUCCUGUGACCACACUGUUCUCCCUGCCACGGUCCUCCGCACACCUGCCGGGAUAUGAGCACGCGGAGCGAGGGGUGGGUGCGGAGUCACUGCAAGUGAGUGAGGGGGGGGCAGUGGUGGUGGCAGCGUUUGUGGACAAGGUGUGGCGGCAGCAUGAGAGGGAGGCAGAGUAUGUGAUUGCACGGGCUAGUAAGCUCGCAUAUGACACAUGGGGAGAAAGGCGACGGCUACGCCGCAUGCUGAGCGCAAGGGAGAGGAGGCGAUGGAUGGCUGACCUGGGGACUUUCAAGUGUAGGGUCCCUUCCCUUGUCCCACUUGGAGGAUGGCCCUCUGGCCACAUGGGGACCCUCGGUCCCCUUCCCCCCUUGGGGACGGUUCUCGGGCCACACGGGGACCCUUGGUCCCCGUCCCCUCCGGGGGACGGUUCUCGGGCCACAGGGGGACCCUUGAUCCCCUUCCCCUCCUGGGAGAUGGCUCUCAGGCCACACGGGGACCGUCAGUCCCCUCCCCCCCUGGGGACAGCUCCUAGGCCACAUGGGGACCCUCGGUCCCCUUCCCCACCUGGGGGACGGUUCUCAUGCCACACGGGGACUUUCGGUCCCCUUCCCCCCCUGGGGGACGGCUCUCAGGCCACACGCCCUUCCCCCCCUGGGGGACGGCUCUCAGGCCACACGCCUUCCCCCCCUGGGGGACGGCUCUCAGGCCACACGCCCUUCCCCCCCUGGGGGACGGCUCUCAGGCCACACGCCCUUCCCCCCCUGGGGGACGGCUCUCAGGCCACACGCCCUUCCCCCCCUGGGGGACGGCUCUCAGGCCACACGCCCUUUCCCCCCUGGGGGACGGCUCUCAGGCCACACGCCCUCCCCCCCCUGGGGGACGGCUCUCAGGCCACACGCCCUUCCCCCCCUGGGGGACGGCUCUCAGGCCCCACGCCCUUCCCCCCCCUGGGGGACGGCUCUCAGGCCAACGUCGAGACUCUCGGUUCCCCUUUUUCAGUGGGAGACGUCAUUUGGUGCGCGCGUAGUUGA